This is a messenger RNA of Ectocarpus sp. CCAP 1310/34, 1131 nucleotides long. The record is from the annotation of a GenBank genome assembly. Lineage: Eukaryota; Phaeophyceae; Ectocarpales; Ectocarpaceae.
AUGCCAAUGGAUGCCAGCCAAUCUUCAGGCUGGUGGAUGAAGGUCAUCAAUGCGGUCAUCAAAAACCUCGAAGGCGUCGACGAGUACCUCGACAAUGUGGUGCUCUACGACAAAACACCGGCGGAUCACGUCCGCACCAUGCGCGCCUUCUUGCAACGGCUGCGCAAGCACAGGCUUAAGCUUUCACCGCCCAAGGUCACCAUCGGCACGACACACCCUGCAUUCUUGGGACACACCAUUACUCCGGACGGCAUCAGGCCCAACGCCAACAAAGUCGCUGCACUCGCAGCUAUGCCAAUGCCAACCGACCUCAAGAAACUUCGCUCCCUUCUUUGUGGUUUGAGCUACUACCGCAGCUUCGUCAAAAAAAUGUCUAAACGAGUACGCCCCGUCACGACACUCGUCAAGAAAAACUCGUCCUUCACUUUUUCACCGCCAACAUGGAAGGCAUCGUACGAGAGAUCCUCAAAAUUCUCCGGACCGCCCAUUCUCGUCUUCCCCAACUGGAAAGCCAUCGAAGACGGCACCAGACCUCUCCGCCUCCACUGCGACGCACGCCUCGAUGGUCUUGGCGCGAUACUAGAACAAGAACAAGCGGAUGGCUCUGUUCGCCCCAUCGUCUUCAUCAGCAGAUCGACACUUGACGCUGAGCGCAACUGGACACCACUCGACUUGGAAGCUGGCGCCAUCGUUUGGGCCAUCAAACGCUUGCGUGGAUACUUGCGCGGCACUCACUUCCAAAUUUGGACCGGCAAUCAGGCACUGGAGAACAUCUCCAAGGUGGGAGACCACAGCCCAAGCGUGCAGCGUUGGCUUGAGUUCCUCACAACGUAUCAAUACACGCUCAAACACCGCCCGGGCUCCUCCAACAGCAACGUCGACAUGCUGUCUAGACUACCCAUGCCCCCCACUCCACAAGACAUCACAGGAGAUAGCCGAAUCACAAUGCCAGAUGAUGUAGAUGUCUACAUGAUUGGCGCCACCGGCAACACUCCUUCUGGUCCUUCUCCACAGGGUAUUGCCUUGGGUGGGCUAAGUACCCAACAACGGCACCGACACUUUGAGUGGCUCCCCACUGACGUCAGCGGAUUUCCAGGAUAUUCGCCGGCACGGGCUCCGAAUGAGCAUUGA